AUGGCCACCCAGGAUGCCGGCGAACAGACGCAUCCUUCUUCUUCUCCACCAGAUCUGGAGGCCAUCUACAUUCACUUGUCCCGCUACCCAUUCUCUACUGAUUCCGAGUAUCAAGCCGGCCUUGCAACGAUUUUAGGUCACCAGGACACGCCUGUAACACCGGAAGAACUGCGCGACAAGUCAGACCUGGUGCUCCAGGCCCAAUGCUUCUAUUUCUCGAGGAGGUUUCACAUCACCCCGCCUGUAGCUCCGCAAGCAUACUCAGCGUGGCUUCAAUCGCAACCACAUCCACAUCCACACCUUCAGCUAUUCUCAACACAUUCCCAACCUGAAGCCAACCCCUCAGAACCACCGACAACAUCUGCGCCGUCUUCGCUACCACGAGAGCCCGCUCAAACGGCCGCUACCGCCUCCACCUCCUCAACCGAUACCGGUACAGCUCCUUCGGAAGCUGCUCAAGACCCACCAUACCCCACUUCCUUCGCGGCUAUUGUGGACCUUAUAACGCGCAACAUCCCCGUUCCAGGGAUAGAAGAGAUCCCGCCCACUGUCCUCGAGCCAGGAUCGAGCAAGAUCGAUAAGACACCGCGGAGGAGGAAACCUUGGGAGAAAGAUACCGACACGUCAGGCUCGGAAGAACAACCGUCGCAAGCGGAUGGAACAUCUGUCCAGGCAAGUGACACACAAGCCACGACCAAGAGUGAAGAGAACCGUGAACCAGAGUCUGGGACCAAAGAAGUCGACAUCAACGGACACAAAAUGGCCGGCGAAGGGGUGGUAAAGAUUCUGCAACCCAACGCCAUCCCGGACAGUGGGCUGCUCAGUAGAGAUUGA
Fonsecaea monophora is the source of this 834-nucleotide messenger RNA. RefSeq lists its product as hypothetical. The record is from RefSeq and is a predicted model, not a curated record. Lineage: Eukaryota; Fungi; Ascomycota; Eurotiomycetes; Chaetothyriales; Herpotrichiellaceae. The coding region runs from base 1 to 834 and encodes 277 amino acids. The transcript has a single exon.